GCACGAGGUGCUCGUGCUCUCUUCGCCAUUCUACAGCUUCGCCACGCGAGCUUUAUACUUUAACGAAACAAUAAUUUAUCCAGCAUGUUUGCGAGCUUGUUUCCUCGAAGGCCGUGCCGUCGCCAACAGAUACGUUGGAUGCUCAAGACACUCAUUGCUUUAAUCAUCGCCCUCACCCUGUUUACCCUCUGGCAAACGGCAUCUUCAAGACCAAGACGCCGCGUCCGCCGUACGAACCAGCAAAGGAAGCCAGUAGAACUUCCCACAUCCGAGCCCCCCAGGGAAGUCCUUUUGGGUGACGACACCCUACGUACCAUUCAGCCAUACAACAGGAGCAGGACUUUCGCCUUCGUCGACGCCGCAGACCCGGAGGAAGAGGAGUUCUUCGCACAAAUGAAUCCCAAGUGGGGCGAUUACGGAGAUCCUACCAAUCUGGAAGGUGCCGAAAAAGAAGAAUCGGACAAGCAAUUUGGCAAGGCGGGGUUCAAUGUGUACCUCUGCGAUAGGAUACCUCUGAACCGGACGCUUGGUGACCGCCGUCAUAAACAGUGUCAGACGUUGAAGUACCCAAUGGACAUGCCCUCAGUAAGUGUAAUCAUCUGCUUCUACAACGAGAUUUUCUCGGCAUUGCUGAGGACGCUGUACAGUGUAACGGCCAGAAGCCCGCCGUGGCUGCUGCAGGAGAUAAUCCUGAUCGACGACUUCAGCGAUACGGACGACUUGAAGACACGGCUGUAUCGGUACCUUCGUAGGCACUACAGACCGGGCUUCGUCAAAUUAUACCGAUUGUCUCGACGAGAAGGCCUCAUCAGAGCACGAAUAGAAGGGGUUAAAAGAGCGUCUGGGGACAUCAUCCUCUUCAUGGAUUCUCAUUGCGAAGCUACAUAUGGAUGGCUGGAGCCACUAGUGAAGGUGAUCCACGACGACCCGACGACAGUGGCCAGCCCCGUGAUCGCCAUAAUCGACGAGAAUACCUUCACCUACCAGGGUGACGGGCUACACUUCCUGCAGAUAGGUACUUUCGAAUGGAACGGAGACUUCACUUGGCAGCAUCCCCCCUUUGGUUGGAGGCCCAGAGACCUCACAGCGCCGGUCAAGAGUCCCACUAUGGCUGGAGGUCUGUUUGCGAUGGACCGACGAUAUUUCUGGGAUCUCGGUGGAUACGACGCUGGCAUGAACGGAUGGGGAGGGGAAAACAUCGAACUCUCCUUCCGGACGUGGAUGUGCGGUGGGAGAGUUGUCGUCGUCCCUUGCUCCCAGGUCGGUCACAUAUUUCGUAUCAACCGGCCGUAUACCAUUCCCGGCGAAUCCGACAGUCACGGGAGGAACACCCGGCGCUUGGCCGAGGUCUGGAUGGACGAGUACAAGGAGCUGCUCUUCAAGGAACGUCCUCACCUUAGGGACAUGGAAUUCGGGGAUGUCAGCGAGAGGAAGGCCCUGCGAGAAAAACUGCAGUGCCAUUCGUUCCACUGGUACUUGGAGAAUAUCCACCCUGGAGCCAUACCUGACCUCCCGAAGACGAAUGGGCACGCGUCGACGGAAGCGAAGCCGGUCAAAGAGGGAGGUCUAUAGCCAGUCUCAAGCCACUUCCCAACAGCAUCUCGGAUUCCUGUCAACGUGCUCGAUCGGGGACCGUUCCGGAUAUCCCAACGGAGGCUACGCCCCUCUGGGACUAUAUAUACUAUGAACUUUUACUUUUGAUGCAUUUAUUUUGUUCUUUCGAUUUCGGAAUACAAAUUGUGCUAGGACACGAUGAAAGGACUUCA
Ornithodoros turicata is the source of this 1766-nucleotide messenger RNA. RefSeq names its product polypeptide N-acetylgalactosaminyltransferase 11-like. The record is from RefSeq and is a predicted model, not a curated record. Gene Ontology annotation, molecular function: polypeptide N-acetylgalactosaminyltransferase activity. The coding region runs from base 85 to 1572 and encodes 495 amino acids. NCBI's taxonomy places the organism in Eukaryota, Metazoa, Arthropoda, Arachnida, Ixodida, Argasidae. Gene Ontology annotation, cellular component: Golgi apparatus. Gene Ontology annotation, biological process: protein O-linked glycosylation. The transcript has 5 exons.